AUGCAGGUUUCAGAACUCCCAAAAUCAGAAUUUGAUAUAUAUGAGCCUCUCCAUCGUUAUCCUAUCAAUCAGAGGUCUGAAAACGACGUGGACACACGUCAGACACAUCAUUCCUACUACUCUGAUGACUCAUCAGCUCACCCUAUUUUCUUACUGCUCUUAUCGUAG
Molecule: messenger RNA, 168 nt
Organism: Arabidopsis thaliana (thale cress)
Lineage: Eukaryota; Viridiplantae; Streptophyta; Magnoliopsida; Brassicales; Brassicaceae
Exons: 1
Coding region: 1-168 (55 amino acids)
Source: RefSeq, marked reviewed